CCCUCCCCCCCAACCCCUCGUCUCUCCGUCUGGCGUCGGAAUCAGGAUGACGUCACUCCCAGAACUCAACGACGACACUGUUCGCAGUAUGGCAGUUGCAGCCGUAUUCUCGGAUUUUGGUGGAAAAAUAAGUUCACUUGAUUUUCAUCGGACAAGUGAUUUAUUGGUUACAGCGAGCGAGGAUGAUUCGGUCAGACUGUAUGACAUUGCCAAUGGCAAGUUGUUGAAGACCACCUACCAUAAGAAACACGGUGCUGAGAGCAUAUGCUUCACCCAUCACUCAAACUCUGUUAUAUGUUCAUCAAGAUACAACUUGGAUUCCAGAGAAUCUCUGCGCUACCUAUCCAUGUAUGACAAUCGCUGCCUUCGGUACUUCAAGGGACAUGAGAAAAGGGUUGUGUCACUGUGCAUGUCUCCUAUUAAUGACAGCUUUAUGUCUGGUUCUCUUGAUCACACUGUCCGAAUAUGGGAUCUCCGAGUAAAUGCAUGCCAGGGAAUAUUACGUCUACGUGGUAGGCCGACUGUUGCAUAUGAUCAACAAGGUCUUGUCUUUGCAGUAUCAAUGGAAGGGGGUGCAAUCAAAUUGUUUGAUUCUAGAUCAUACGACAAGGGACCAUUUGAUACUUUCCUUGUUGGUGGAGAUACAGCUGAAGUCUGUGAUAUUAAGUUCAGUAAUGAUGGUAAAUCAAUGCUGUUGGCUACUAAAAGUAACAACAUAUAUGUUCUUGACGCAUAUGGAGGCGAGAAGCGUUGUGGCUUUAGUCUGGAUCCUUCCCCCAAUACAGCUAUAGAGGCUACAUUUACACCAGAUGGCCAAUAUUUGGUUUCAGGUUCUGGAGAUGGAACUCUCCAUGCUUGGAGCAUAAGAACAAGAAAUAAGGUUGCCUGCUGGGAUAAUUACAUAGGCGUUGCCUCAUGCUUGAAGUGGGCUCCUCGUAGGGUCAUGUUUGCUGCUGCAUCUUCGGUUCUUACCUUUUGGAUUCCUAAUCCCGCAAAGCCAACCACUGAGCCUGGAAAUACGCAUGCCGAAGCAGGAAAACCGGAGCAAACUACAUAACGAACCUGUAUUUAGUCGUUUAAAUUUUUUAAAUAUUCUUUUGUUUCAUGCUUUUCUUCUUGAAAUGGGAGAAUAGACGGAUGGGUGAUCUUAUGUACUUUACUAGGGGGAAAAGCCCGUGUUACACGAGGAAGUUUAGUGCCUGUAAUUAAAUAUGGUUAAUAAUUAUUAUUUAGUAUUUUGUAGUA
Molecule: messenger RNA, 1245 nt
Organism: Coffea eugenioides
Lineage: Eukaryota; Viridiplantae; Streptophyta; Magnoliopsida; Gentianales; Rubiaceae
Product: protein ANTHESIS POMOTING FACTOR 1
Exons: 10
Coding region: 47-1057 (336 amino acids)
Cellular component (GO): Set1C/COMPASS complex
Molecular function (GO): protein binding; chromatin binding
Source: RefSeq, a predicted model, not a curated record